AUGACAGACGCUUAUAUUUGCAAUAAAACAAAUAAUAGCGCCCAGACGGAACAAAAUAAGUCACAAAAUAGUAAUAAUACAAAAUUAAGUGUUUCGUUACAAGAAAAAUAUAAGGAGGGAUUAGAUGUUGUACCUCAGAAUGGCGUUGGAAACAUACUUCAUAAAACUAUCAAUAACAUAGACUGCGCAAAUGAAACUAAUUAUAAAGAUCUAACUAAUCAAAAUAAGAUCAACACUGACACUCUAAUAAAAUAUGUAUACAAAAAAGGUGAUAUAUUAGUUAAAGAGAAAACCAAAGGUAAUAUUAAAAACAGUCUAAAAAGGAAAAAAAGAAAUGUUCAAGAUGAAAAGAUACAUAAAGCUCCACUUUUAUUGGAUAUAAUAACGAAGCAUGUCAAUCAAGAAAGAGAAGAUUUUGAAUUACCACAACAAACUCCAAAUGGAAUAAAAAGUGCAAACUUGGCAGAUUUUAAUAUUGAAACGCUGCAUGAAAAAAUAAAACCUACGAACAUAGAAAACAGUCGAAAAUAUAGUCAAAACAUCGAGAAUAUUGAAUAUACACCUACGGUCAAAAACACUGAGACAGAAAAUAACAAUAGCGAACAAGACGAACAAAUUAGUGAAAAAAAAAUACCCUACCGAAACACAGAUUACAAUGAUUCCAUUGAAAACGAUAAAGAGAAAGUUAUUGAAACGGAACAUUUUAAAGAGAAUGAAGAGAAUAAUUUUGACCCUGACGAUAAUUAUAAAGAUAUUCCUGAAAAAACUGGAAAAGAAUUGAAUCAAAGACAGCAAUCCAAUGAAAAUGAGGAGAGUAUCGAGCAAUUUUUACCAAAAAAUACAUAUAUUCACCAUAAAAGGGGUGAAGAUAGGGAUGAAGAUAUAGAUAGACAAAAUGAAAAAGAUAAUAAAAGGAAUGCAUUAGACAGUAAUAAGGAACAUUAUGACAAAUUUAAGGAUAUACCUGAAAGUACUGAAGAAGAUUCAAAGGAGAGUAAAGAAAAUGACGAACAAUAUUCACCAAGACAAACAAUUGCUUUGCGUGAUAAGGACGAAGGCUUGAAUAGUGGAAACGAAUACAACAGCAGGGAAAAUGAAUUCAUUAAAGAAAGCGAACGCUUAGCUGUCAAGGAACUUCCAAUUGAAACAACAUCAAGCGAAGAUUCAAGAGAAGAUAAUAUUGAAAAUAAAAAACAAAAUACACAACACAAAGAUUACGCAAGUGAUCCACUUACAAACGAAAAUUUAAGGCCUCAAGAAGGCGAUUUGAUUGAUUUUAGUCACGAAAGCAUUGAAGUUAAUGAUCAAGAUGAAGCCGCUAAAGAUUUUAACAUAAAUAAUGAUCAGGCCCCUGAUAUACUAAAUACCCUAAAAAAUGAUAGUAAACCGAAGAAUCAAUUAAUUCUUACAGAUGAAAAUAACAGUAAUCAAUUAAAAGACAAUUCUAAUGAAUAUGAAAAACAAGUCAAAAUCAAUGAUGGCGAAAUAAAACCUGUAAUAGAACUUAACAGCGAAGAUAGUGAUGAAGAAAGUGAGGAAAAUCUGAAAGAUAGUGCUAACGCUCAUUUAAGAUACAACGAAGAAAAAAGUUUUAAUGCCGACACCUCUCAAGAAAAUGAACCUCCUAAUGAUGAUAAGGUUAAUGUUAAACAACAAUUUGAAAGGAUACCUUUAAAUUAUAACCAUGCUCUUAAAAAAACAAACACUAGUAAAAAUGAACAAACUGGCUCCGAUGGUACUCUAGAUACUAUUUCUCCUAAAAAGGACAAUUUCGAUGAAAAUUUAAAUAUAAAAUUUAGUGACAUAACCAUCAAAUUGCCUGAAAUAAAAUUACCAGAUCAUAUUUUAUCAUAUGCAGAAGAAGAACCCGUAUAUGAAAAUAAUAAGAAAAAAGGGAAAAAUACUUAUUUUUAUUACGAUGACAGCGAGGAACAGACCGAAGAAGAAUCAAACAAACGAAAUGAUGAUAACGAGGAAAAAAAUAAAAACGGAGACGAUUUUUACCAAUCGUAUUAUUAUAAGCCUAAAGAAAAAUUAAAAGAAAUAAACCGUGUAAAUACCUAUGAUGAACAUGACAUAAGCAAUGAAGAGGACCCUUAUGAAAAAUUUGUACGGGAGCGGUUUGGUAAAAGUAAAACUAACCGACAAAGAUCGGAAAAAUUACAAGAAUUCAGACCUAAAGAAAGGAAUCCUAAAUUACAAGAAAAAAUUCAAGACGUUUUGAAAAAGGCUAAUUAUAUCCAAAAAGAAGCCGAAAAAAGUGGUGAUCCAAAAGCUGGAUAUUUAUGGACUUUAGAAUAUGGAGAGAAUUUAUAG
This is a messenger RNA of Vanessa tameamea, 2316 nucleotides long. RefSeq lists its product as uncharacterized. The transcript has a single exon. The coding region runs from base 1 to 2316 and encodes 771 amino acids. NCBI's taxonomy places the organism in Eukaryota, Metazoa, Arthropoda, Insecta, Lepidoptera, Nymphalidae. The record is from RefSeq and is a predicted model, not a curated record.